UCGUCGUCAUCUUUGAUUUUUAUCCCGAACACUCAGGAAGACGUAAUCCGGAAAUGGCUUGUCCCAAGUGUCAUCUUUAUUUCUUAUGGUAUUAUUUGCUGAUCGUUGCUAUAUUGACGUAUCCCACGGAAGAAAGUAAUAUUCAUACGAAAAGUUACCUGCGGAAUCAAGUUGAAAAAACUAUCGAAAAUGUGAAGGAUAACAUUUCGAUGAAUAUAAAUCGAAUUUUUUAUAAUAAACCAAUCAAUGAUAACACAUACAAUGAUGAAUCGAGUACAACGACUGUUUUACCAAAUGUGGAAUCUCGACAGAUUAUUUAUGCACCUAUUAGGUGUCCACCUAAUCACGUGAUCGUUGAUGGAAAGUGUCGGCUACAUAUUCCAUGAUUAUUCGUGUGUAUGUGCAUAUGUAUGUUUAAAAAUAAUUUCACGUGUUUUAUUUAAAUUUAUUUGUAUUUAAACAAACAAAC
Messenger RNA from Polistes dominula (European paper wasp), 469 nucleotides. RefSeq lists its product as uncharacterized. NCBI's taxonomy places the organism in Eukaryota, Metazoa, Arthropoda, Insecta, Hymenoptera, Vespidae. The record is from RefSeq and is a predicted model, not a curated record.